Tetrahymena thermophila SB210 is the source of this 2592-nucleotide messenger RNA. RefSeq lists its product as hypothetical. Lineage: Eukaryota; Ciliophora; Oligohymenophorea; Hymenostomatida; Tetrahymenidae. The transcript has a single exon. The record is from RefSeq and is a predicted model, not a curated record.
AUGUGUUAAUUAAUUGAUUCACAUUAUUAUUUUGAUAUUAUUGAAGGGGUAGGCUUAUUUAUUUUCUUCGCUAGUUAUUCUGCGAAUAGUUAAUUAAAGAAAAUUUAAAAAAAGGAAUUAAUUCAAAGUUUAUUUAUAUUUGUACGUAUACACAUACAUACAUACAAACAAACAAACAUAGACAGAUAAUGUAUAUUUAUAUAUUUAUUAUAAAUCAUCUUAUUAAAGCAGUAACAAAAAAAAUCAAUUAAUUAUUAAUUAAUUAAAUUGAAAAAUAAUACAAAAGUCAAAACAACUUAGAAAACGAAAAAAAAGCACUAAAAUUAAUAAUCAAUUAAAUUAACAAAUCUGCACCCUUUAAUCAAUCAAUAAUAUCUUAAAAUGAGCUCGAAAACCUCAACAUUACGCAGGAACGUUUCAGCUCUUUCUUCAUCUGCAUAAGAAAGUUCUUCUUAGUAUUUUGCCUCUUCUUCAUCUCACUUAGAUGCAGCCACAAUUGAGUCACCCCAGCUUCUGAAUUUUGAGGCAUCUGUACCUUUAGAUGAUGUGACCACUAUCAAUGUAAAAUCAAGUAGAAUUUCUUCUAAGCAAAGGGGAUAUGAAAAGCCCAGAGUUGCUAACAACGAUUAUGAAGAGAGCGAGAAUGCUUUUUACGAAAGCGAUACCUCUAACUGGAGCUUGACUGGAAAUAACAACAAAAAAACUACUAGCAAAAAAUGCAUCGACAGUAAUUAGCAUAAAAACUAGAAAAAAACUAAAUAAAUUUAAAAGAAUAAAAAAUCCUUACAAGAAUCUUCAAAGUAAUCAGAAAAAAAAUAUGGUAGAAACAAAAAUAUUAAAUAAAAUAUACCAAUUAGAAAUUUUGUUGUGUAGGAAAUAUUUUAAAAACAACAACAACAAAGUCAAACUGUGCACAUUUUGGGAGGAUUAAUUAUGAGCUAAAAUCAAAGUGUGGAAGAGAUGAACAAUAAUAUUUUCAAUUCGCUUAUAAAUAAUAAAUAGCAAAAUUGGAAUUUCAAUGAAUAAUUAAAAGCAAAUUAAAAAGAAUGUAAUAUUGGGAGUGAUAUUCAAUGUACUUAGUAUGAAAAUAAUGUGUUUAGUGAUUAAUUAAUAAUUAAAUUAAAAUACAAGAGUGAACCAACUUCUGAAUUGCCAAGCAAUCUCAAUAUAUCUAAUUAAUAAAAGUAAUACUUAAUUAAUUUCAUCACCCAAUAAAAGAUAAGCAGAGAAAGUAUUAACAACCUUUUAUCGGAAGAAUCAUCAACUAAUUCUGCUCUUCCUUUGAUCAUUUCCCAAAGAGAGUCUAUCCAAAAUGAGUAAAUCACUAACUUUAUCAACAAGAAUAUCGACGAGUCCUCCUUCUAUUCCUUCCAUGUUUUUUCUUCUGAUUUCAACCACAAAGAAGUCAACCUCAACAAAAUUGGAUUUUCAUAUAAACUUUUGGCAUUGAUGAAUUUUAACUACUAAAGUUGUUCCCUUUUCUAAUGCUAAGAGCUUUUGAACAGACUCUUCACUCUCGAAUAAUACGAAUAACUCUAAUUCUAGCACUUCCUCAGCAGCAAUAACUAAAGCUUUACCUAGACAUCGAUUAACACAUUUGACAGACUCCAAUUAAAAUGCAUUAUUUCCAUUUAAAAGUUCGCUUUUGAGUAUCCUGAGCACAUCUCUUAGUAUUUCAAAAAUAUCAAUGAGAGAGUGUACUUUAUCAGAUAUCACAUUGAUCAUUCCCACAUCUCAAACAUUCUCAGCAUGCGUGCUUAGAACUACAACAUCCUUCAAUUGUCUUCCCCUCAAACCACUAACUCUUAUGCAACCAUUUCCCAAAGUUUUAUUUAAAAAUAUUACUCUGAGGAGUUAAAAAUUUAAUAAGAAAUUGAGCUCAUAAAAUAUGACGAUGAAGCCUAAGAAAAAACUAUCAAUAACUAUUUGAGUCAGCACCUGACUGAAUCCUUUUAAAAUUUGGCAUCACAAUCAAAGGCUCAAAAGCAAAGCUUCUCCUAACUACCAUAAAACAACUGCAAGUCAGAGUAUUAAGAUUAGAUUAAUUUGUAUUUGCAAAAAGGAUAAUCUUAGUAGAUUUUAGACCAACUAUGUGAAACUCGCAACUAAUCCUGGAGCGUCAGCACCAAAGCAUCUGAGUCCCAAGAAGAAAUAAUCAAGUAAAAGCAAGAGGAAGAAGACCAAAGAAUCUUAAAUGAAGAGUCAGAAGACGACGAAGACGAUGAUGAUGAAGAGGACAUAGACAUCUUAUUGCUCAAGAUUCAACUCAUACAAAAAUUUUAGUAAUAAAUGAAUAUUCUCUAAUAGCAAUAACAACAACAACAACAAUAAUAACAAAACUUCUAAUAUCAAAAAUAACAAUAAAAUAACUAUUAAUUUUCUUAUGCUCAGCAAUGUUAAAACUAAAUGUAAAUAGAAUAAACCAAUAUUUCCUCAUAAAAAGCCUGCUAAAAUAUUUACAACUAAAGUGCUAUCAACUCAAGUGAAUGUAUUGACCAUGAAAUGUAUCUUAAUAAAUAUGCAUUAAGUCAGCAAGAUGAUGACAGUGAAUUUUCAAGUGUUAAAAAAUAUCCCAGCUUCAUAGAUUUUUGA